AACGUCAAUGUGGAAAGCCUCUUUAUUAUGAAAGAGCAUGAAUGUUUCAGUGAUUUCUUCUAUACCCAUAUCCAAAACUUUGUACUAUUUUUAAAAGUGAUACUUGAGGCAUGAAAAAUUGAAGAAUUUUAGGUCUCUCCAAUUGCACAAGUUUCUAAUAUAUGCUGACAGCAGAAUGUAUUUCAUUUUGUGUAAUGAAAUAGAGAAUAUUAGUUGAAUUGUAAUAUUGAUAUUGCCUCCUAGUACUGCCUUGUUUCACUAGUGAUCUGGGCUAUGAAAAGUGAUCUUUUUUUUUUUUUACUGCUAUUGGGAAGCUCAUCAGUUACAGGUUCCAGAAUAUUCUUGGGAUAUUAACUUCAGCACACACAUGCCUCAUUGUGGACUCGUCAGCAAUAUAGGAGAGUGUGGCUCACUUUGAGGCCCAGGGAGACAUUUGUUUGUCAGGGUAACUGCUUCUGGCAAGGAAACAGGGUGACAGUGGGGAUGGCAGAGCCCUUCCUUUCUUGUUGUUCAACCCCCAUGCCAGGGUUACUUCAAGGCGACUGUGAAGAUAGGCUGUGCCCACCACACCACUGAGUUCUAGCACCCACUGCAGACUCCAGCAUUCAGAAGUUGCUCUUUUACUAUUUGUUGACUUGAACAGAGUCUCAGGUGGCAUUAAUGUGGCUGACCCCAGACUAGAAGACAAGGAACCACCAGGGCCAAGCUAUUCCAUAAUACCUGCUGCUUGCUGAGCAAACUUACAUAGUUUCCACUCUGAACCUCAGUUUUCUCUUCUAUAAAAUGAAGGCUUGAACUAUGGGGUCUCUAAAAUCCUUUCUAGCUCUCAAAAUUUUCUGACUCUUGGCUCUAAGAAAAUAUUGAUGUUGAGCUCGAGGAUGUAGUUCUCCUCCAAGCGCAUGAUUUUGGUGGUAGGAGAAAGGCAGCACCUAGCAGGGGUGCAAGGGGUGGGCACCUACUCUGAGAGAAUGUGACAGCCCGGCUUGUCUUUUUCUUUCACUUUUCUUUCGUUGUUUUUAAGCUUGUACAAGAUGAGAGCCCUACCACUGGGUUUCUUAAUGUUGUUAUUUGUUAAACAAAAGUAUUCAUAAUGCAACCCUGAAAUACAUCAGUCUGGUACACAACUAGCCAGAUAGUUUACCAUGAAUAAAUACUCACACAUAUAAUUUUCCCCUAUGACAUGUCAGAAAUAUUUUCCAAAAUCAUGGAUUUCUCUGAGUCACUCUGGCAGAGGGUAAGUUUUCAGGUUUCAGGCCAAGUCAGGAGAAGAAAGUAAAAGUAAAAUAAAUAAAAGGAGGUGGAAAAAAGAGAAAUACCACACACACCAACUUUUUUGGAACUUCUGAAGGAAGAAUGAUAUUUUUGGAUGCAGUGGAAUUAAAAAAAAAAAAAAAAAGAAAAGAAAAUGUAUGAAAAGCUGCCACGCCUGUUGAAUUCAACUAAGAAUUGUUUAUUAUUAACAAAAUGAUAUUCGAUAUUUAAGAAUUCUUAUUCAGAUACAAGGAAGAAGUGCCAUUUAGAAGACUCUUAAGCUGGGCUUUUGCUGUGCAUACAAAACACAGCUAGUAUCUUACUGCAAAAAAUAGAGCCCACACCACGCCUCAUUCUUGUCACACUUGAUAAAGAACCACACAGCCCGGGGCAACUUGUUGCCCGUUUGGUCCCAAGAUGGAGUCUAACAAUGUCCCCCGAGCAUUUCAGAGCCCAAAGCCUAUCUGGAAUCUCUGGAACAGGCUUCAGCUCCGCCAACCUCUUAGCCUCAGGGACACACAGUGGAGCAAAUUCCAUGCGUUGGUCUCUGUGCAGGACGGUUUGGCAUUAUUAUCAUUAUUAUUUGUUUUAAGCAAAGUAAAUGAACGUCUGCUUUCUGUGGUCAGCUCAUUGGCUCUUGGCCCCCUGCGUGCUCUUUGCUGAUGGAGAAGUCAUCUUCUGCAGCAUUAGAGGUCUCCGUGGAGCCACGUGGUCCCUCCCCAGGAACCCCCCAGGCCACUGCCACCUUUCAGGUGCUGGGCAGAGCCAGGGCAUGCAUCCCCCUGAUUCACAUAAUUUUGCCCUUUGUCAUGUGUUGAGGAAAAGGAAGGAUGAUUGGUGCCAUUGGUGAUACCCAACAUAGUCCUCUUUGGACGUUCCCUUUUGAAAAUAAAGCUGGUGAGGAAGCUCGCGGAGGCUUGGCCCUGGCCAACAGGUCGCAGGAACAGGAACCAAAGGAAGAGCUAGCCAUGGAGGACAGCCCCUCUAUGGUGAAAGUGGACAGGGGUGAGAACCAGGUUUCACCAUGUCGAGGGAGAAGGUGCUUCCCCAAGGCUCUGGGCUAUGUUACUGGAGAUAUGAAGGAAUUCGCCAACUGGCUCAAAGACAGGCCUGUGAUCCUUCAGUUUGUCGACUGGAUUCUUCGGGGCUUAUCCCAAGUGGUGUUUGUCAGCAACCCCAUCAGUGGGAUCCUCAUUCUGGUGGGACUUCUGGUCCAGAACCCCUGGUGGGCUCUCAAUGGCUGUGUGGCAACAGUGGUCUCCACCCUGACCGCCCUCCUGCUCAGCCAGGACAGGUCAGCAAUUGCAGCUGGGCUCCAGGGCUACAAUGCCACCCUGCUGGGAAUACUCAUGGCUGUCUUUUCGGAGAAGGGAAACUAUUUCUGGUGGCUAUUAGUCCCCGUAUCUGCUAUGUCCAUGACUUGUCCAGUUUUCUCAAGCGCGUUGAACUCUGUGCUGUGCAAAUGGGACCUCCCUGUCUUCACCCUCCCUUUCAACAUGGCUUUGUCCAUGUACCUCUCGGCCACGGGACAUUACAACCCAUUCUUUCCAGGCAAACUGUUUGCACCUGUAUCCUCAGUUCCGAAUAUCUCCUGGCCUGACCUCAAUGCCCUGGAGUUAUUGAAAUCUGUGCCAGUGGGGAUUGGGCAGAUAUAUGGCUGUGACAAUCCAUGGGCAGGGGGCAUUUUCCUGUGUGCCAUCCUACUCUCCUCCCCACUCAUGUCCCUGCAUGCUGCAAUCGGGUCGUUGCUGGGCACAGCGGCAGGACUCAGCCUCUCGGCUCCAUUUGAAGACAUCUACGUCGGACUCUGGAGUUUCAACAGCUCUCUGGCCUGCAUUGCAAUCGGAGGCAUGUUCGUGGCACUCACCUGGCAGACCCACCUUCUGGCUCUCGCCUGCGCCCUGUUCACCGCCUACCUCGGAGUCAGCAUGGCGAACGUAAUGGCUAAGGUUGGAUUGCCAGCUUGUACCUGGCCUUUCUGUUUGGCAACGCUACUUUUCCUCUUGCUGACCACAAAAAACCCCAACAUCUACAGGAUGCCCCUCAGUAAACUCACUUAUCCUGAAGAAAACCGCAUCUUCUACCUACAAACCAAGAAAAGGAUGGUUGAAAGCCCUUUGUGAGAAAAACCCCAUCCACAGCCAUGGUCGUGAGUCAUUUCUGACUGACUGUUCCAGUUGACCUCCAGGGUCUCAACAAAAACAACUUUCAUGCUAACCCAUCAGCAUUCUGUUCCUAUGCUCAUUUUGUAUUUUUCUUUUCAACUCCAGGAAUAUCCUCAAGCAUGUGGGAGCCACAUUCAGGUGAUGUGCUCCGGCAUGGAAUUUUAAACCCUAGAGGGGGUUGGCGCUAAGACUGCAAUGUACAUAAAGUCAAAAUGCUCCAACAAAAAGAGGAAGUGAGACCAGAGCUAAUUAUUGAUAUUUAUUGAUAUUCUUGGCGUUUAGUUGGCUAGAUGAUGUUCACAGUAUUAAAAAUUAAGCUUUAUAAACCAACUAAGCCUUAUGGAAUUCACAGUCGGAAAAUCAAAGUCAACCCACAAUUCUCAUAUGAGCAGUCUGGCUUUUUAAAAUCAAUACAAGUUACACAUUACAGCUAGGGUCAACAUCACUGGGGUACAGGCUGAUAGCUGAGGUUGUUCCCCAUUUCCUCCCCAGAGUAGUCUCCAUGCUGUCCCUAGCGUAUGUGGCAUUCUCUUUCAGGAGAUAGUUGGGUUUUUUUCAGACUGAGAGCUACAGGGGCAGAAAGGGAUUUUGUCAGUCACAAUUACUCUGUCAUUUUUCCACUUUGUUUGGAGAUUGCAAAGAAUUUUUUUUACGUAGAGAUUUUUUCUCUACCUAAAGGAUGAAAAAUGAUCUGUUUUCAAUGAGAUAAAAUAAGAGCAGUUCCUGGCCUAAAUAGUUCCUAGACAUCUAAGAAAAGUUACACAUUGUAUUUAUGAAAUACUCAGCUUAGCUAUUUUUACUUUAACUCCUAAAUUGAUUUUGUAGAUACCACAAAUGCACAGAAUCAUCAUCAACUGGUAAGACCCCUUUAAAGUUACAUUUUUAAUUCAUUUGUGGAUGGGAUGCCUUAUAAAAACUAAAGGUUAAGGUCAGACUGCUUAUGAGUGUGAUUUUUAGAAAUCAAUGAAUUUCUUACUUAAAAAAAAAACCUUAUUAUUUUCUGCACACUCACAAUAUUUUCUCUCAGAAACCAAUAGUAUUUGAACCACCCAAAAGAAAUACAGGUAAGAAAUUCUCCUGUUUUUCUCUUUUUAAUUUAUAAAUUAUCAGUUCUAUAAAGGUUCUGUGACCAAACAUGCUGAAGAUGGCAAUGGCAAGUUAUGCUCAUUAAUUAAGUAGUAUCCACUUAGUAUUUUGGAGGUUGGAAAAGUGAAACUUUGGAAUCCUGAAGGUUUUUUCCUCUUUGAGUUUGCAGUGCUCAGCAUACAAUAUACCAUUUGCUGAAUGAAUAAUCAGGAAUAGGGAAGUAAACCUAAAAAUAUUUUAGGGAGAUGUUCACUUCUUCCUUUUCUCAGGAAAACAAACAAGCAAACAUUGUUCCAAGUUAAAAACCCCAUGAUCAAAACCUUUUGAAAUUAUGGAUUUGCAACUGUUGUAAGUAUAGGGAUAUUCCUGUGGAAAAACUAAAUUUUCAGUGUUUGAACUGAAAUCUUCCUUGUUAGGGAAUUUGUGAAAUAAGAGCAAGGGGAAAGAAACAAACAAAAAAAGCUUAACCAAAGAUGAGCAGUGAGGAAUCCAGGCUGUGCCUUAGUGAACCAGAGGACUCUAAAAUGGACCCAGGGCAAUCCUCAGAACAGCUCUGAUGUGCUCAUUGCAGGGUUGUCUUGUGCACUCACACAGAUUUGUAAAUAGGAAUGUCUUAAAGCCUUGUACAUUGUCUGAUUUAAAUGGUAUUAAUUCUCUCAAGCUAUUUUUGUUACUAAGUAUUAUCCCAAAAUUGAGCACUUGUAUUUUUUUCCUAUUGUCUGUAUAACAAAUUUCUACACAAGUAUAUGAAUAAAUUAUACUCAGAGCUCA
This is a messenger RNA of Microcebus murinus (gray mouse lemur), 5273 nucleotides long. NCBI's taxonomy places the organism in Eukaryota, Metazoa, Chordata, Mammalia, Primates, Cheirogaleidae. The record is from RefSeq and is a predicted model, not a curated record.